AUGCUCCAACUCAGCGAACUCAUGCCCACUCUGCAGAGAAAUCCACCCAUCGCGCUACACCAAGCUGACACUCGCCCACGCAGCAGUCUGCCCAAGCCUGCAUGGCAAAUCAAAAACCAGCGUCAUUCGGCCAUCACCAACGCACUCGCCCAAAAGCUCGCAUCUUCUGGCUUUUCCGUCGCCGUUGAACCGCCAUACAAUGGCACUCUCGCUGGCCAACAACGACUGGACUUGACCUUCCAACACCCAGAUGAAUCACGCCGCACAGGAGCCGAUGUCACCACCACCACCGUACAGAGCGAGGACUGCGCUGCCAUUCUAAGAGACACCGUUGCCAGACCCGUCCAACGGGCUGAGAGAGUCAAACGCACGAAGUACGAGACCCAACUCAAGGCCCGAGGCAUGGACUUCAUCCCACUUGCAACCACAAGCAACGGUGGCCUGUCAGAUGCCUUCCUCCUGCUGAUCAAACAAGCAUCUCGAAGACGAGCUCGCCGUCACCAUCCAGAUGAAGGCUACAGCCCCACGCACUUCGCCCUCCAGCUACGCCGAUGCAUUGCAGUUGCCAUUGCCACAAGCACUGCCUGCUACAUCAACGCAAUCCUAGACCGAACCGAUCCGGCUGUGUCGGCCUGGGAUAGCGUUCGCUGCAUCCGCAUCUAG
Molecule: messenger RNA, 663 nt
Organism: Monosiga brevicollis MX1
Lineage: Eukaryota; Choanoflagellata; Craspedida; Salpingoecidae
Exons: 1
Coding region: 1-663 (220 amino acids)
Source: RefSeq, a predicted model, not a curated record